Vigna unguiculata (cowpea) is the source of this 807-nucleotide messenger RNA. RefSeq names its product MLP-like protein 31. Gene Ontology annotation, biological process: defense response. NCBI's taxonomy places the organism in Eukaryota, Viridiplantae, Streptophyta, Magnoliopsida, Fabales, Fabaceae. The record is from RefSeq and is a predicted model, not a curated record.
UAUAAUGCACCAUCUCCCACCCUUCUUUGUGUAUCUCAUUUAGUUCUUUGCUUUUUUGUUUCUCAUCAUGUCUCUUGGUGGUAAAAUCAGCAUUGAAAUUGGGGUUCAUGCAAAUGCUACAAAGUGGUACAACAUCUUUGCAACGCAGCUCAAUCAGAUUCAAAACCUGACUGAUAGAAUUCACCAUGCCAAACUGCAUCAUGGUCAUGACUGGCACCACAAUGAGUCCAUCAAGCAAUGGACUUAUAUCAUAGAUGGUAAGGUUAAUACAUGUCAGGAGAGUGCGGAAUACGAUGAAGCAAACAAAAAAGUAAUCUUCAAGCUCUUCGGUGGAGACGUGGCUAAAGAGUACAAGUUCAUCAACCUGAUAUUUGAAGUAAGUGAUAAGGAGAAUGGUGGUGCAAAUAUCAAAUGGACCGUUGACUAUGAGAGGCUCAGUGAUCAAGUUCAUCCUCCAUAUGGCUACAUCGAGUACCUCUACAAAUGCACUGUGGAUUUCGAUUCUCACCUUCUCAAACCAUAGCUCCAAAAAGUUAUGCACAAAAUUCAGAAAAAUAAAUAAAUAAUGAACUUGGCCUUGGGUUAAGUGCUUAUCUGAAUAAUAAUAAUAAUAAUAAUAAUAAUAAUAAUAAUAAUAAUAAUAAUAAUAUAUUUGUGUGAAGUUUGAGGAGACGAUGGUUAUGUAGAUGCUUCCUUUGGGUGGAAUAAAUUUGGAUAUGUCAUCAUGUCGGUGAUGUCUUCAAGUUUCUUGAAUUAUUAUGUGUUAAACUGUUGAUGCAUAUAUGAAUAUUUAUGAUUUGUGUAGCA